This is a messenger RNA of Sesamum indicum (sesame), 351 nucleotides long. RefSeq names its product Low temperature and salt responsive protein family. The record is from RefSeq and is a predicted model, not a curated record. Gene Ontology annotation, cellular component: membrane. Lineage: Eukaryota; Viridiplantae; Streptophyta; Magnoliopsida; Lamiales; Pedaliaceae.
UCUUAUUCAGAAAAUUUAUCACCCAAAAACACACACACGCACAGGCACAGACACUGUUGGUGGUUUGAUCAUCAGGUGAUGGGUUCGGAGACGUUCCUUGAAGUGAUUCUGGCAAUACUGUUGCCCCCUGUCGGUGUCUUCCUCAGAUAUGGCUGUGGGGUGGAGUUCUGGAUUGAUUUAUUGCUGACGAUCUUGGGGUACAUACCCGGGAUUAUAUACGCCUUAUAUGUCUUAGUUGUAUAAUGAGGACUUUUUAAUUUUAAUUUCUUGUUUUUGGUGGUGGUGUCGUUGGAUUUAUGUAUAAUGAGGACUUUUUAAUAUAUUUUCUGUAUAUAUACUCUCUUCUAUUUC